GAGAGUUGUCCCCUGCUUAGUUUAAAGUUCAUGUGAUUUUGCUUUCGCUGUGCAAAAGUUAUUUUAGAAGUCUUGAUCUAGACUAGAUUUAGAUCUAUAUUCAAUAUUCAAUCAAUAUUGUUAUGAACUGUUAAAAGAUUUAAAAUAAAAUAUGGCAGAACCCCUCAGAUUCGACGGCAAAGUAGUUCUUGUAACAGGAGCUGGAAAUGGUCUUGGAAAAGCUUAUGCUCUAGCUUUUGCUGAGAGAGGAGCUUCAGUGGUGGUGAAUGACUUGGGCGGGAGCAUCAGUGGUUCUGGCAAAAGCUCCAAAGCUGCAGAUGAGGUUGUGCACGAGAUAAUAACUAAAGGUGGUAAAGCUGUGGCCAACUAUGACUCAGUGGAAAAUGGUGAAAAAAUUGUUCAGACAGCUCUGGAGAAGUUCGGUAGAAUAGAUAUUGUGGUGAAUAAUGCUGGAAUAUUGAGAGACAAAUCAUUCGCCAGAAUCAGUGAUGAAGACUGGGAUAUCAUUCACCGUGUCCACCUCAGGGGCUCUUUUCUAGUAACUAGAGCAGCAUGGCCACAUAUGCGAGACCAGGGCUUUGGAAGAAUUAUUCUGGUCAGCUCAUCAGCUGGGAUCUACGGCAACUUUGGCCAAGCUAACUACAGCGCUGCUAAACUUGGCCUGGCUGGUCUCUCCAGUACCCUGUCCAUUGAGGGGAAAAAGUAUGGGAUCAACUGUAACUGUGUGGCCCCUAUGGCUGGCUCCAGGCUCACUGAGACGGUCAUGCCAAAAGAGAUUCGUGAUGCCCUAAAGCCUGAAUAUGUUGCUCCAGUGGUGCUUUAUUUGUGCCAUAACUCAUGUCAAGAAACAGGGGGGCUAUUUGAAGUAGGGGCGGGCUGGGUAGGAAAAUUACGAUGGCAAAGAACAGAGGGUGUCUUUUUGAGAGAAAAGAAUAAGGCAGUCACCCCUGAAACAGUUCGAGACAACUGGGACAGAGUAACAGACUUCAGCAACCCAACUUACCCAACUUCCACCAGAGAGUCCAGUGCUUUUAUGGUAGAGCUGGCCAACAGCAUGGACCAAGAGGAGAGAGAGGCCCAGGCUGCUGCUGACCUAAAGGACCCUGUGGCUUUGGCUAAAACUUUUAAACUGCAAGGAGUAAAAUAUACAUACACAGAAAAGGAGGCUGUAUUGUAUGCACUUUCAGUUGGUACUUCUACCACCCAACCUGAUUACCUGAAGUUUUUAUUUGAGUUAUCUGAAGACUUCACCAUCCUGCCAACAUUUGGGGUCAUCCCAGCAUUUGCCUGUUUGUAUUCAGCCACAGGGAAGGGUGUGCCAGGUCUAACUCUGGAUCCCACUAAACUACUACAUGGAGAACAGUACCUAGAACUGUUUAAACCAAUUCCUCGCUCUGGGACUCUGACCUCCAAGCUGUGGCUGUGUGACGUCAUGGACAAGAAAUCUGGAGCUGUCCUCUUGUACAAUGUUGAAACCUAUGAUGAAAACAAUGACAAAGUUGCCUUUAACCAGUUCUCCACCUUCUAUGUUGGGGCUGGAAACUUUGGUGGACCCAAAACAUCAACUGAAACCAUUCCAAUCAUUGAAGUUCCCAGCAGAGCUCCUGAUUCUGUCAUGCAAGAAAAAACCUCAGUCGACCAGGCUGCCCUGUAUCGUUUAAAUGGAGACAAAAAUCCAUUGCAUAUUGAUCCUAGCUUUGCUGCUAUGGGAGGUUUCAAAACUCCAAUUUUGCAUGGGCUCUGUUCUUUUGGGUAUGCAGUUCGACAUGUCAUGGCAACUUUUGCCAACAAUGAUAUGAGUCGAUUCAAGGCAGUGAAGGUAAGGUUUGCUAAACCUGUUCUACCGGGGCAGACUUUGUUGACAGAGAUGUGGAAGGAAGGCAGUCGCAUUCAUUUCCAAACAAAAGUGGCAGAGACUGGCAGUGUUUGUAUCACUGGUGCCUAUGUUGAUUUGUUGAACACAACAGAACCAAAACCAAUACCUAAGGCAACCAAUCUAAAAAGUCAGGCGGUGUUUGAACAGAUGGCAUCACAAAUCAAGAAUAACCCAGGCCUUGCUGCUAAAAUUAAUGCAGUGUUUCAGUGGAAUAUUACUAAAGAUGGGGCACAGGCUACUAGCUGGGUUGUUGACAUGAAGAGCUCUCCAACUGGUGAAGUUUAUGAAGGGACACCCAGGGCAGGAAAAGCUGAUUGUACUUUAACUCUAACAGAUGACAACUUUGUGGACUUGGUGUCUGGGAAACUUGAUGCUCAAAAGGCCUUUCUUGGUGGAAAGUUAAAACUUUCUGGAAAUAUUAUGCUAGCUCAAAAACUGGGAGAUCUCUUUGCUAUGAAAUCAAAGAUUUGAGCAUGAAUAGUUUUUUAGUUUAAUAUUAUUAAAUAAGUCAGUAAAAAUUUAAGCUUUUAAUGUGCUCUGUAUAACUUGAUAAGAGGAGGUUCUACUAUUUUUGUGAUAAUUACAUUCAUUUACCAUUUUUAACUAAAUAGAUUUCAGUAUCAAUUUUAAGAUGUUUUAAAAUACAUGAACUGACUUGUUUUAACAUAAUAUACUUACAACUCAGCUUAUUCAAUGUAUGUUUAUCAUAAUGAAUAUAAUCCAUUAAUAUAAGGUUAGAUUACAUGCUAAAUAUUUCAUGUAUAUAAUUCUUCAGUAUCAACCACAACCAAAACAUUGAAAGUGUUAAAAGUUGUCACCACUAAGUAUUGCAGUAUUACCUAAACAAAGAGAUUUAGAAUUAUUUAACUUUUUUAAUGUAUUUAUAGACUAAGAAAUCAUUUUUUAUAAUAUCAAAAAUUAAGAUUGUUUUCUGAAUGAAGUUUUUCCAUGUUUUUAGUUUUCUUUAACUACUCAGAUUUUUUUUAGUCUUUUAAUUUUUAUUAAAAUGUUUCUUUCAAGUGUUAAAUAAUUUAUUGACUACUUAUUAUACAAAAUGUUUGAGAAAGUUAAUGUGUUACAAAUGUGUUUGAUUUGUCAACACUGAUUCACUAGCUAUAAUUUUUACAAUUUUUUUUUACAUAUGUAAAAAAUAAUCUAUUUAAAUUUCCUUAUAAUUUUCUGACAAUUUUUUUCUGUUCAAUUAAAAGAUAAGUUAUGACUCUCUGUGUUGUCUCAGCCAGGUGUGGCUGUUGUUAAACUUAGUCCCCUCUGAGUUAGCUGUUUACCUUUUUAUUGUUUGUUUUAUAUAUA
Molecule: messenger RNA, 3187 nt
Organism: Physella acuta
Lineage: Eukaryota; Metazoa; Mollusca; Gastropoda; Physidae
Product: peroxisomal multifunctional enzyme type 2
Molecular function (GO): oxidoreductase activity
Source: RefSeq, a predicted model, not a curated record